GGCUGAACAUCAGAGUGUCCGGUGAAGGAAAACAAUGGCCGUCACUUCCUUAACCAAAGCCACUACUCUCAAGUGUCGUCUCUCAUCAACCCAAUUCUUUUCCACAGUUCCUCCCAAAGUUCCCCAAUACAGGUACCAGAUUUCUCUUGCCAAUCUCCUCCAAAGGUGCGGUUUCCCACCUUCUCAAGUCCACACUUUCCUUGCAAGAAACCAUUCGUUGCUCAAUCAUUCCGAUUUGCACGACAUUCAAAACUCUCUAAACAUUCUUUUAUCUUUCAAAAUUCCCCAGAAUUCCCUUAUUUCUUUACUCUCUGACUGUCCAGCAGUUUUGGACUCUAACUUUUUGAAGAAAUGGCAAAUUGGGAUUUCCAAAUUUGGAAACUUGGAUAUUUCCCCGUUGGUUAUUAGCAAUGUUUUGGCACUUUCAAGGAGAUUUCAGAUUGACCCGGAUGGGUUUUUGAAGAGGAUUGGUGCUUUGAAGGGUUUGGGGUUUAAUGGUGGGGUUUUGACUAGGGUUUUAGAAGGGUUUCCGAGGGUAAUCAUGAUGAAGGAAAAUGAAAUUUGUAGAAAGGUUGAAUUUUUCGAAGGAAUUGGGAUUCCAAGAUAUGGGAUUGAAAGGGUUUUUUAUUUGUUUCCUGAGGUUUUAGGAUUUGAUAUUGGAAAUAGGUUGAAGCCAUUGCUUGAGGAGUUUGUGGAAUUGGGUUUUAGUGAAAAUGAGUUUAGGAAGGAGAUUGUAAGGGAUCCAAGAGUUUUGAGCAUGGCAUUAGGGGAAAUGUCAAGGUGUUUGGGAUUGUUGAGGACUCUGAAAUGUCGCGUUCCCAUUAAGGACAGGAUUGUUAGUGAAGGAGAAUUUAGAGCUGGAUUGGAAGUGAAGCUUAGAGUUGAUUGCUUGUGCAAACAUGGGUUGAUUCAUAGAGAAGCAUUUAAGAUCCUAUGGAAAGAGCCAAGAUUGGUUUUGUAUGAGAUUGAGGAGAUUGAGAAGAAGAUUGAGUUCUUGGUGAACAGAAUGAAGUAUGGUGUCGGUUGCUUGGUUGAGGUUCCAGAGUAUCUGGGUGUGAAUUUUGACAAACAGAUUGUUCCUCGAUACAAUGUCAUAGAGUAUUUGAAAUCAAAUGGUGCACUGGGUCUUGAGAUAGGGUUGAAGAGUUUGAUAAAACCAAGUAGGCUUAGAUUCUAUAAUUUGUAUGUCAAGCCAUAUCCAGAAUGUGAAAAGAUGUUUGGGAGGUUUGUGGAAGAUGCUGGCCAUCAAAGGCGGCAUCCAGUUGGGAUGUGGAAGCUUUUUAAGCCACAAAAGUAUACAGAAUCAAAAGAAGAUGUGAAAAAUAUGAAGUCUUUUAUGGAACCACUAGUUUAGUUGACAAAGCCACUGACAGAUGAUUGGUUAAUAACCCAAGCUGAAAGCAGAACUAAAUGAAGCAACAAGAAAGCAGAACUAAACGCAGAUUGUUCUUUGUAUGGUGUCAGCUGGGUUAAGACUGGCUCAUUCAGAACCAGAAGCGGUUACAUAUUUUAGUCUCAAACCAGACUACUGCAAGAGCGAGUAAAUGGACGAAGGAAUGUAAAAUGUCUAUGGCCUUAGAUAGAACAUUGGACAAGGUCAGUCGCCUGGCAAUAGCACCAAAAGUAGCUGUUUUCACUGAUCCUUAAUAUGGAAAGUUUGUCUGAAACUAGUAGAAAGCCCCUUUGACCUUGGCCAGGAGUGGGAAUUGUCUGCCUCAAGCCAAUGCUUCAGUUUGGAUCGAAAGGGUAUCAAACAAUGCCGGGCCCCAAAGUAAAUUUUGAUGCAAGGAUUCCAUGAACACCUGAGAGGUUUUCCAUUCCUUCAUUUUCGGCCAAUGGAGGAAGAGCAGACUCAGUAUUUGGUUGUGAACAGCUUAGGAAAUUUAAAUGAGCUUCAUCUGAUUGAGGGUCCUGCUUGUACCAUUUUCCAUUUCUUCCUCUGGAUUAGAUAUGCUUGUUUACUGGGAUUGAAAAAGGUUAUACAAUGUUAAAAUUUCCAUAUGUGACAGAUGGACAACUCGAAAGAAUCUGAAUUGUUUCAGCCUUACCUUGUGAUUGCAACACAAUCACUUAUGCAUAAAAAAGGUUCUCAAAAAGAAAAGUGAGAUGGCAGUAAUUUGUGCUCA
Messenger RNA from Theobroma cacao (cacao), 2126 nucleotides. Its product is annotated as Mitochondrial transcription termination factor family protein. Gene Ontology annotation, molecular function: double-stranded DNA binding. Gene Ontology annotation, biological process: regulation of DNA-templated transcription. The record is from RefSeq and is a predicted model, not a curated record. NCBI's taxonomy places the organism in Eukaryota, Viridiplantae, Streptophyta, Magnoliopsida, Malvales, Malvaceae.